AGAAAAAAUUGUGCGACUAUACCGCCACCUGUAGUGAGAAGUCAUGGGGUCUCGUGGACCCAACUCCGGCAACAUUUUAUAUACUACAACAUUUACAUAAACCUCAGGUCACGAAUUUGAUCAGUCCCCAAAUUCCCUAUUCGAAUUAAGAAGCAACCUUCCUAGAACUUGGGAGGAAACAAGUCUUGGGGACUAGUCAAUUGAAUACGUUACCUUCAAUAAUAACAAAAAAAAAUUAAAAAAAAAAUUAAAAGAUUCUGCCGAAAUCCAAUUGAACAUUUCUCCAUUGCUUUUAUCAAAAGGAGUAUUGAUUUUAUCGAUUGUUCUUAGAUUUAUUGUUUCUUCGAUCGCAGAGAUUUGUUUGAUGCAAUUUCAUAUGGGCAAGAUUGAACUUUGAUAUUGAAAUAAGUGAUUCAUUUUGGAUCCUGUUAGCCUUGUGUCUAAUUUUCUUUGCAUUUGUCUGUUUCAUGAUACUUGUAAUAAUUGGUGAAAAGCAAAAUAGGCUUGUGAACAUUCCGGUUGUUCUCAGGCCAUUGAUUUACCCGUUUGAGCAAAAGGUUUUACCUUUCUGUAUCCCAAGAGAUAGGUGGGACAAGGAGUUUUACAAUCUACAAGGUGGAUAGUACGUUGUAAGGUUAGUAACUCUGAAGAUGAGUUCUUCGACGCGGUUGUCCACAAAUGUAGCAGGCUUAGUUGAUGGGUCUUCUUCUGCUGCUCAUAGAGAGGUUUCAGUUUUUGAUGGUUUGCCAAUAUAUGUGAAGGAGCUCAUUGCUGGUGGAGCUGCUGGUGCAUUUGCCAAAACUACUGUUGCCCCACUGGAGCGUGUCAAAAUACUUUUCCAGACAAGAACCGAAGGAUAUCAUUCCAUCGGAGUUUAUCAAUCUCUAAAGAAGCUUUUGAAGCAUGAAGGCAUUAUUGGAUUUUACAAAGGAAAUGGAGCAAGUGUUCUCAGAAUUGUCCCAUAUGCUGCACUUCAUUACAUGACCUAUGAGCGGUAUCGAGGAUGGAUAUUGAAUAAUUACUCUGCCUUAGGAACAGGACCUGUUGUAGAUCUUUUGGCUGGCUCAGCAUCUGGAGGAACUGCAGUUUUAUGUACAUAUCCCCUUGAUUUAGCUCGGACCAAACUGGCUUAUCAGGUCAAGGACCUGAGAGGAAACUUGGGAAAUGGCAGUAGACCAACCCAUGUUCAUCCUCAAUAUAAUGGCACUAAAAAUGUUCUAGAGGCUGUCUACAAGGAAGGAGGACUCCGUGCACUUUAUAGAGGUGUAGGGCCCACACUUAUUGGCAUUCUUCCUUAUGCUGGAUUGAAGUUUUACGUUUAUGAGGAGUUAAAGAGGCAUGUUCCUGAAGAGCACCAAUCCUCCAUUUUGAUGCGUCUCUCGUGUGGAGCUAUAGCUGGUUUAUUGGGUCAGACACUUACAUAUCCAUUGGACGUGGUUCGGAGACAGAUGCAGGUAGAGCAUCUGCAACCUUCAUUGCAAGAGAGAGCCAGAUAUAGGAGCACAUUUGAUGGGCUUUCUUCAAUUGUUCGUAAUCAUGGUUGGAGACAAUUGUUUGCGGGGCUCAGUGUUAAUUAUAUGAAGAUUGUUCCCUCGGUGGCAAUUGGUUUCACAGCAUAUGACACAAUGAAGACGUAUCUUCAUGUUCCUCCCCGGCAGAAAUCAAAAUCCGUAUCAGCUGGAUAAAUACACCCCAAAACUGUGACAGCAACUCACACAAUUCUAUAUAAUAACUUUGAUGAUCUUGAUUACCAAGGGAAAAGAAUACGUAUUCAAGGCGUGCAAGAAGUUCUUGCCAUGCGUGAGGCCUGGAGAGGGGUCAGACCACAUUGGGUAUAUUUUACACAACCCUACAAAUAAUUUACUUAAAACACAUCACUUUACUAAUUCUCUCUUCCUAGUGCAAUGUGCUUUCUGAUGUAAAAGUAUCAUAUUCCCAUUAUACAUGACAUUGUUACA
Molecule: messenger RNA, 1958 nt
Organism: Capsicum annuum
Lineage: Eukaryota; Viridiplantae; Streptophyta; Magnoliopsida; Solanales; Solanaceae
Product: mitochondrial carrier protein CoAc1
Exons: 7
Coding region: 651-1685 (344 amino acids)
Biological process (GO): transmembrane transport
Source: RefSeq, a predicted model, not a curated record